UUUUCGCUAUCUCAGGUCGCUAAACACAACACAGCAGACUCUUGUUGGGUUAUUCACAACAACAAAGUAUAUGAUGUCACAGAGUUUGUCAGUGAUCAUCCUGGAGGUGAUGAUCUGAUCUUGGACUAUGCCGGGAAAGAUAUAACGGCGAUCAUGAAGGAUGUCAUUGAACAUGCUCACUCGGACGCUGCGUAUGAAAUUCUGGAUGAAUACCUGAUUGGAACUCUGGAUGAUCAUCCCGUAACCACUGCCAAGGACUUGGAUCGUGAUUCUCUUCAUCGUCAACGCAUGAAAUUAUUAGAGGAGGAAGAGGAAAGCAAGACUUACGUGAAGGAAGAUUUCAAGCCGCUCGAGACAGACACAAUAACUGAUAUCAAGAAAAACAACUUUUUGGAUCUUCGCAAGGCACUGAUUCCUCAGCUCUACAAGGCCAGAUUUACAAAGGAAUUCUACCUUGAACAGGUUCACAAACCUCGCUAUAUGCCAAACUCUGCCAUUUUCUUUGGGCACCCACUUUUGGAACCAUUAUCAAAGACAGUGUGGUAUGUGGUUCCACUUAUCUGGCUGCCAGUAUGUGCAUACCAUCUCUCCCUCUCCCUUGUAUUUGGCAAUCCACUACUUAGCGUAUUCUCGUUUGGGUUGGGAGUUGGUAUCUGGACAUUGUUGGAGUAUUUGCUGCACCGGUUCUUAUUCCAUUUGGACGACUACCUUCCUGAUCAUCAAAUUGCCUUUUUGCUUCAUUUCACUCUGCAUGGAUUCCACCACUAUUUACCAAUGGAUAGACUUCGUCUCGUUAUGCCACCUACAUUGGCUUGUCUGAUUGCACUUCCUUUGUUCCGUCUCGGCCAUUUUCUGUUCCCUCCCAUGAUGGCAUACGGAGUAAUUGCCGGCGGCCUGUUCGGAUACGUUCUUUAUGACUGCACUCACUAUUAUCUUCAUCAUGCCAAGGUCUACAAGCAUCACUUUAGAGAAAUGAAGAAAUACCACAUGGCUCACCACUACAAGAACUAUGAGGAUGGUUAUGGUAUUACUUCAAAGCUCUGGGAUUAUGCUUUUGGGACUGUGUUGAGUUAU
Molecule: messenger RNA, 1074 nt
Organism: Phycomyces blakesleeanus NRRL 1555(-)
Lineage: Eukaryota; Fungi; Mucoromycota; Mucoromycetes; Mucorales; Phycomycetaceae
Exons: 2
Biological process (GO): fatty acid metabolic process; lipid biosynthetic process
Cellular component (GO): membrane; endoplasmic reticulum
Molecular function (GO): heme binding; fatty acid 2-hydroxylase activity; iron ion binding
Source: RefSeq, a predicted model, not a curated record